AUGAAGAAAGCAGUUUCGACUUCAGAUUCGGAGCAAUUUUUAAAUCAAGAAUAUGGAAUUGAUUAUGCAUGGGCUCCACUUAAAGGUCAUUGUGCAGAAUUGACAACUACUCAAUAUACCUAUAAAAUUUGUCUUUUUGACCGAACUGUACAAAAAGAUAGAAAUGGUCAUAAUGAAGUAGAUCUUGGUCGUUGGGGUAAUUGGGCAGGUCCAGAAAUAAAUAAAUUUUCUUUACAAAAAUAUGAACAUGGCCAAAGUUGUUGGAAUGGCCCAGAACGUUCAACAAUUGUGGAACUUGUUUGUGGGUCAGAAUUGGAAUUAGUAGAAGCUAGCGAACCCGCCAAAUGUGAAUAUAAGUUUUUGGUACGUGUACCAGCUGCUUGUCAAGAUCCAAAAGAAAUUGAUGUUGGGGGAGAAGCACAUUUUGAACUUUAA
Meloidogyne enterolobii is the source of this 435-nucleotide messenger RNA. NCBI's taxonomy places the organism in Eukaryota, Metazoa, Nematoda, Chromadorea, Rhabditida, Meloidogynidae. The record is from the annotation of a GenBank genome assembly.